Molecule: messenger RNA, 765 nt
Organism: Rubroshorea leprosula
Lineage: Eukaryota; Viridiplantae; Streptophyta; Magnoliopsida; Malvales; Dipterocarpaceae
Source: the annotation of a GenBank genome assembly
ACUAGCCUUAAUUCUAUAUAUACUAAAAUUUUGUGACCAUAAAUAUGUAAUCUGAAGUGGAACUUUUUCUGAACAGCAUGAUGGGGCUACAUAUCUACCUACCAUUAUUAGUAAUGAAACAAAUACUUUACGAAAAUAGCUAGAAUCCAACUUCAAAUUGGAAUUUCCUGAUAGAUCAAUGAACGAAGUUCUCAACCCCAACGAACCCUCAUUAGUUAGGAAAUUAGGUAAUUAGGCAGUUGUCCGUUAGAUCCAAAAAGUGCAUACCCAUUAAAGCUGCUUCUUUCCAGUCACAAUUUCUUUGGAACUAAAGGACUUCAAAUUAGCAAAGGUAACUUGAAAAUAAAGCUAACUACUUUAUGCUUACCAACGAGCUAAGGCUGGUGCAACACCUGGUCCAUACUAUGCAAUGCAUUAAGUGAGUGAGCCGGUGACAGUUGGCGAACUUAUGCCACCUCUUGAUACUGUUGCACUCGAGAACAAACUUCCAAGAUUUAUAAAUGGUGCAACCAACUGCUCUUGAGCUACCAAACAAGCUUAGAUUUCAGCUCCUCUCAUUUUCAGCAGUAUGCUCAAAAAACCGAGGGCAUUCCAUCUCUUUCACAUCCUUGUUCUUCUAGCUGUAAGUCUGAAUCUUCUCUUCAAAUUGUGUAUGUCAUCCAUUUGGUAAUUUUAAGCAUAAUGCAGUUUCAUUCAUAUGAAAUUGAUUUUGCAGGUGGCACUGGUGGCAAGCCAUGCUGCUUUGUCACCCGAGGCCUAUUGGAG